AUGAACUCUUCAGAUUUAACCAACAACACAUCAAUUGCGACAGCGGCUACGGCUGUAGUCUGUCGUAUUUGGAAAGAAGAAUAUCACCUGGAAAACUAUGUCUCCACCUUAGUAGCCAUAAUCCUCAACAUAGUGACUUGUCCAGUGACCAUCUGCAUGAAUCUUCUGGUGAUAGUUGCUGUAAAAACAAAGCCCAGACUUCAGACCAUGUACAACUUGCUGUUGUGUGCCCCGGCGGCGACUGAUAUGGUGGUAGGAGCUGUGGUACAACCGAUUUAUGCCGUGGGAGAAAUAUCGCUGUUAACAGGUUCUGUGUCUGAAUAUUGUACUCAGUACCUUAACACAGUAUUCCUCUUUCUGAGUCCGUCCUCGGCAUCACUAUCAUUAUUGGCAUUGCUAAGCAUGGAGCGUUAUUUGGCAAUGAAAUAUUCCUUACGAUACGCAGAUAUCAUAACCAAGAGUCGGGUAGCCACUGCUGUUAUCACCUGCUGGGUCAUCGCAGUUCUUCCUCCAGUUUUCCUAGAUUCAUUUUCACGCCCCGUACUGUCUGUCAUGACAGCUGUUUUUAUAACGAGCGUCAGCUUUGCAGCGAUUACGUACGGUCACAUUUCUGUCUUCUUGGUCACCCGUCGUCACAUAAUUCGAAUCAAAUCUGAGCAAGUUUCGUAA
This is a messenger RNA of Porites evermanni, 669 nucleotides long. The record is from the annotation of a GenBank genome assembly. NCBI's taxonomy places the organism in Eukaryota, Metazoa, Cnidaria, Anthozoa, Scleractinia, Poritidae.